This is a messenger RNA of Xylaria bambusicola, 2736 nucleotides long. RefSeq lists its product as uncharacterized. Gene Ontology annotation, cellular component: membrane. Gene Ontology annotation, molecular function: potassium ion leak channel activity. The coding region runs from base 405 to 2630 and encodes 741 amino acids. Gene Ontology annotation, biological process: potassium ion transmembrane transport; stabilization of membrane potential. The record is from RefSeq and is a predicted model, not a curated record. Lineage: Eukaryota; Fungi; Ascomycota; Sordariomycetes; Xylariales; Xylariaceae. The transcript is spliced from 3 exons.
GUGACAACGUCCUUGUCCCCUCCAUCAACCACCAACUCGGCAAUCACAGCUUGAUUUUCUUGUCUACUUAGGCACCUGGCAUUUAGAGUAGAGUGCUACUCACUUGCCCUCAUACCAUGACAUGCAUUCAGAGCAGGAAAACACCCUGUUCUUAGCUGGUUAUGGUUCACUCUACUAGAGAGACUACCUACCAUAUGCCCUAAUUUAGACUUCAACAUUAUUUCACUAAUCCAUACUUACCACCGUUAAUAAUCGACCACAUCACCUUCAGCGACUUUCAUUUAUAUUAGACCAUAGCUAUAGUCAUACGGAUCCUGUCCCAAUAAUCCACAUAUAUACUUUUGUGUUUUAGUGAGGGGCGCGUCUAUAAGAAUAUCGCCACAUGUCAUCAGCUUAGGAUCAGGAUGGACGAUGCAAAUCUCAAUGAAAAUAUAGCUGAUCAUUCCGACGUUGUGGACCAUGUCUUCGAGACGAAACGAGAUGAAGGAUGGGAUGACAGAACACUUCAGACCGAUAAUCUCCAUCAUGACCAAGCCCGUUGGUGGUUUGCGUCUGCAGCAUUCCCAAUGAUCGCGGGCACGCUAGGUCCAGUCGCAUCGGCUUUCUCUAUCUGUGCUCUUGUCAAACCCUGGCGCCAACAAAUUCUUCCCGGAAAGGAUAUCACGAAUGCUAUCUUCAUCCAUGACCCACCAUGGCUUUUGGCUACCAAUGCUGUCCAACUUGUCAUUGCCAUCAUUGCGAAUCUCUUUCUUCUGCUUAAUAUGACGAAGAGAAUACGAUUUUCCGUAGCGCAACCUGUCACGUUCGCAGGGUGGUAUUUAUCAUCUAUCAUGCUCAUCGUCUUAUGCAGUACGGCUAGUGGCUUUCUUCUCUUGCAGCACGAAAAUGACUAUAUUUGGUCACAAGCUUUCUAUUACGGGAUAUUUGCUGCCGUUCUCUAUUUCAUCGUUGCUUCAUUAAUGGUCGUCACUUUCUGGGGGGCUCAUGCUGGACAUUUCCCUCGCGACUUUGAGCUCACUAUGAGCCAGAGGACCUUAAUGCUUCAAACAAUACUGUUCCUGAUGUAUUUACUUCUUGGAGCUUUGGUAUUCUCUCAUAUUGAAGGGUGGCUCUACUUAGAUGCCGUGUACUGGGCUGAUAUUACUCUGUUCACGGUAGGCUUUGGGGAUUUGCCUCUGAAAACGAACGUUGGUCGUGGUCUCAUGAUUCCCUACUCCUUGAUUGGCGUCACCACUCUCGGUCUCGUUAUCGGCUCAAUUCGUAGCCUAAUACUAGACAGAGGCAAAGUCAAGCUGGACGCUCGGGUGCUUGAAAAGAAGCGGCGUCGCUUUGUUCGGCGCCUCAACCGCACUGGGGAAAGCACAGCUCUGGAGCCCAUCGCGGAGAUAGAAUCGCUUGAUAUGGAGUUGGCACAUCGUCAAAAUGAAUAUCAUAUGAUGCGGAAAAUCCAGGAUCAAGCGUCGAGAGAGCGUAGGUGGAUGGCAAUGGGAGUGUCAACUAGCUGCUGGUUGGUACUCUGGCUUGUAGGUGCAAAGAUAUUCCAGGUAUGCGAGCAUCCGUAUCAAAGUUGGAGCUACUUUGAUGGUGUUUACUUCUCUUUUCAAGGGAUGGUGACCAUUGGAUACGGAGACAUCACUCCAUUAUCCAACGCUGCUAAGGCCUUCUUUGUUUUUUGGUCACUUCUGGCUCUACCCACCCUGACCGUUCUCAUCUCAAACGCCGGUGAUACCGUUGUGAAAGAAGUCCGAGAUCUCACAGUGUUUCUUGGUAAUAUCACCAUCCUUCCUGGAGAGCGUGGUUACAGGGUGGAUAUCAAGCGGUACUUAUCGAGGCUAUCAUUUGGCGUGCUAUUUUCGGAAGUCAAGCUCCAUCAAUCACCGCCAGGAUUUUUUGGUGCCACUGAACCGCACAGUGAGUCAGAUGGGGAUAAGGAAGAUGAAUCAUCUGCUCCAGAGGGCCAGUAUAAAGACGAAGAAAAGGGUGAGCUUGGGCCAAGGGUUUCCUCGCCGGGACAACAUACUGACGUGAGGCGAAAAAAUCCAAUAUUGUCAAAAAUCAGGAGCAUCAGGCAUCAAAUCACAAGGCCUAAAAAUAGGAGAGAAGACUCUUUGACUGGGGAAGACAUUCCCAACAAAUUGCCUUGGAGUCGUGACGAAUAUCUUCUUGUACUCGUUGCCGAGAUCAGAAGGGUGUCGCAUCAUCUACAACAUAACCCCCCACGGCAAUACACUUAUCAAGAGUGGGCGUUCUAUCUCCAUCUCAUCGGCGAAGAUGAGGACGACCCGUCCACACAUCGUAAUCCUUACAAGAUCCUUUACUCAAUCGACAACAAGAAAGUCCGCCAACCGACUCGACUACACAGUGACAGCGGCAGUGGCCGGCAGCAGCAGGCCAGAACGGAGUGGUCGUGGAUUGGGCGGCAUAGUCCCCUAAUGGAUCCACGCGAUGAAGCUGGUUGGAUUCUUGACAAGCUUACUCAAAAGCUGCAGAAGGAAUUGGCUGGGGUUACCAAGAGCGCAGAGGUGACGACAGGGCCAGAAAUGCUGGAGAGAUGCAACGGAAAACGCAUGACAAGUUCAGCCGAGUCCAGUGGCUCACAAGGCCAAACGCGUGUCACGGGCAAGCCUUAAACAUACACGAUAAAUAACUACAUAGGUUCGGGUCGCAAUAUAUCUCAGGCUUGGCACGGUAGGCCAAUACUAAGGGUGAUGGACAUAUACGACCUCGACCUCCGUA